AUGGGCCGGCAGGUAAAGGAGGGGCACAAGGAGAGUCUGAGUGCAGCGCAGCGCUUGAAGGUGCUCAGGUCGUGGCCUGUGCGGCACUGGCCAGCCCUUCUGCUGUGCCUGUUGCUCCUGCUCCUGCUGGGCACUGGCAUGCUCAACCUCGUCCGGUCACCAAAGGGCAAAAGCUCAUUUACAUUCUCGCCGGUCAUCCUAUCCGGCAGGGGCCCGUUUAAGGCGCAAUUGGUGCCGCGGCCGAUGCGGGAGGAGGCAUCGAGGUGGCUGAAGGACCGGGGGAUGUCGCUGCGGCCGCGGGGGGCGCCGCUGGGGGUCUGCAUCAUGACGGCCGACUUCUGGGGCCUGAAGACCGCUGGGGGGACCGCCACCGCCUACCACCUCCUUGCGCAGGCUCUGUCGGCGUUGCCGGGGCUCCAGGUGACGUUUCUGGCGGUCACGAGGCACCUGCAGGUGUGCCAGGAGGGGAUGAGGGCGCAGAUAGACUCCCAGUUGCGCGUGGACUACCGCUGCCUGGAUCCUCAGCACCUGUCACCUCCGGAGAUAGUGGAGACGCAUCCCUAUGAGGCGCUGAGCCACGGAGUGCUGGCGUGGCUGGAAAAGAACUUGGACCGCUGCGAUCUUGUGCAUGUGCAUGAGUGGGGCGGCGUGUUUGUGGACGUCAUCACUGCUGCCGCUUACAGGCAGCUCAAGCCGGGGCUGCGGGUGGUUGUGGAGACGCACGGGGGCCACUUCUGGAGCACGCAGGGGUCGGUGCAGCGCCCGCUGGACAUCACCAGCCUGCGCAUCGACCAGGCUGAGCGCAUGAGCCUGCAGCUGGCCGACGCGCUCAUCUCACCCACCGCCUACAUGACCGCCUUCCUCAAGCAGCGCGCCUGGCGCCUGCCCAAGACCUCCUUAGUCAUCCCCAACGUCGUGCCCGCUGCAGAGGCCGACGCCAACGCCGCGCCGCAGGCACGCACCCUCCUUAGAUCUGAGCACUGUCUACGUCCAUUGCAGGGACCCGUGGAGAAGCCGGUGUGGCGGCUGGCGUUCUUCAGCCGGCUGGAGGAGCGCAAAGGGCUGAAGCUAUUCGUCACUGCAGUGGAGGCUCUGCAGGAGGCGGCGCUUCUGGCAGACGCGCGAUUUGAGGUCUUUUUCAUCGGCUCUGACGCGCGCAUCGACAUGCAGCCCAGCAGCCAGUGGCUGCGCGCAGUGACCGCCUCCUGGAAGGCGCCGGUGCACAUAAUGGCAAAUGUGCCGCGGUCGGAGGCGCUAAAGGUGCUGAAUCAGGAGGGGCUGCUCCUGGUGCUGUGCUCACUUGUGGACAACAUGCCCUACGUCCUUGCCGAAGCUGCGGUGAAGCAAAUACCGCUAGUGGUAUUCGAUGUGGGAGGCAUCUAUGAGAUGAUGGACUUUGUAUCAAACCCGGAUGCCGUCGUGCUGGAUCCCACCAUAAUUGGCUUGGCUGCAAAGCUCACAGAUACACUGAAGAGGGGCAAGAUCAGGACGGUGCAGCUGAGCAAGCACAUGAUGACUGGGCGGGACCAGUGGCUGAAGUGGCAUGAGCGCUACUCCAACAUCCUCUCCCCACAGCUGGAGCAGGAGGACCUGGCGGUGGUGGUGGCGGUGGAACGCGCGAACGGGCGCACAGUGCAGGUGGUCCGGCUGAAGGCGGCGCAGUCGUCGCUGGAGCUGCAGCAGGCGGUGUGCGGCGACGGGGACGCCCCAGCACGGCCGGCCGCCGAUGACGCCAAUCUUCCGCUGCUGCUGCUGCCGCCCGGAUACGCGCUUAUCGACGAGGAGCAGACUCCUGCGCUCCUCGCCGAGCUGCUGCUGGUCGGGGCGGCGAUGGACAAUGGGGUGGGGGCGUUGACAUUCGGGGUGGAACUGGCGGGUGGGCGGGUGACGUGGCCGUCGGGGCCGACGUGGCUGCUGUACAGCGGCGAUGACUCGCACUGCAUGGAGAGCGUGCCCGUGCUGCUGCGCAAGGGCACCUUCUGCUCCGCCUUUGCCGCGCAGGCGCGCGUGUUUCGCACCUACCACUCCUGGGUCCUCUCCCUGAUGCUCCGCCGGGCGGGGCUGCGCAUGCACACGUUCCCGCGGGCGUUGUUCCGCGCGAGCAAUCUGACGGCGGGCGGCGCCAGCUGUAACCCGGACAAGGCGCCCGCAGAGCGCCACAUCUCCUUCGGCUCCGCCUCCAACACCCUGGGAGACCCCGAAGAGGUGAUGAUGAAUCUGCACCUGGCGCCGUUCCCGCGGCCGGUGUCUUCGCUGGUGGCUGACUACCCUCUGGAGCAGGGGCACAAGGGCUGGCAGGUGGGGUACAGGGCGGCGAACUCGAGCGAGUUCCGGCCCCUGGUGUGGCGGCCGAGCCAGGAGAGGGACGCGAAGCGAACGGACGGCUCCUGGGGUUGCCCGGACGCGUCAAACCCCUACCCGACCAUGCUCCACUCGCUCAUCCACCCCUGCGCAUCCACCACGGGCCCCUCCUGCUGUGGCCUGCCCUACGCCGCCUUCAACCUGCGCUUCCAGUCCUUCGUCACCGCUCCCAAGGGCAUGCUGCUCAUGGCUUACGAGGUGUGGCCGAUUUGUGGGGACGGCCUGGAUCUGGAGAUUCGGCAGACACCCAGCGGAGGCGGCCAGUCCACGCAGCUGAUGUGGCGCGAAAUCACCCCCAACGCGAAGGACAAGCCGCAGCGCCAAAAGGUGGAGAUGAAGCUGGCGCUGCAUGCUGGGGACUUGGUGGACUUUAUAGUCCAUCCGCACGCCAACAUGGACUGCGAUGGCAUCUACAUCGUGGAUGUGCAGAUCUGGCAGGACUCCGGUGAUGCGCGCACGUGGGAGACGCGCCGCCGAAGGCUCCUGUCUGCAGAGGGUAGCAUGGGUGGAGGGUUUAAGCAAUUAGGCUACAGGUAUUUGAUCGCGCUUAUGCUCGCAUUGGAGGGAAGAGCUGGUGGACCACUGUUUCAGGCAGGGCUCGGCUACAGCGCAUGCUCAAACACCAUAGAGCAGGGGCUGGAGCGGAACACGGCAUGGAAUGCCAUCGUGGAAAUGCCAAAUGUGGAGAAUGCCCGCACACUCUUUCACCGAUACGAGCCGCAGCAGCAAAGCACAGAGACAGAGCCAACAGCCACCACUGAGGCGGCUCACAGGGGACACGGUCGCCCCCCGGCAGAGCUGUGCCCAUUUGGGCCCCCAUUGAGGGGGAGGACCUGGCUGAAGCACCAGGUGGCGGGGCACGACAUGCUGGCGUCCCUGGCCUGGAAUGAGGAAUACCUGGACAGCGCUGCUGCGUACUGCAGAGUGCCGCUGUCCAGCUCCCUGGAUGUGGCCAGCCAGGAUCGGCAGGACGGCAUCCAGUACCGCGUGGGCGUCCACCAUGUGGCUACGCCGCAGACAGAGUCGGAUGACAGCGGCGGCCCAUGGCGCUCUUCCCUACACUUCCAGGGAGCAGUAGCAGUGGAGGGUGAGGCGCUGGUGUGGAAGCCGGCAGUACAGCAGUCUCUGUGGGACUCCACGCGCCUGCCAGACCAGCUGGACACGCGGCGAGACCUCGACGACCCCUUGCCAAAACCCCCAGCCCCUCAACAGUCCUCGGCCUCCCCUGCCGAGCCAGAGGGCCAAUCUGACGACUCUCUGCCCACCGCUGCCCUUAAGGCGGCGGCCGGCGCCGCCGCCGACACCACGAACGCGGCUGAGCAGCCGGCAUCUAUGCCCGAGAAGGCAAGUAUGGGGCCGAGCGGCGGUGCAGGGGGCGCUGUGUCCAUCCCUUACGACUGGGCGGUGUCGAUCGGCCCGGACGGCGCUGCGAAUCUUGACGGUGGGGCCGGCAGCCUGACGAUUCCCGGGUCGGCUGCUGAGAAGCGGCCGGCGCCAGCGGGCGUGCAGGCGUCUGGAGCGAGCGGCGCAGGCCAGCCUCAGGCGCCUCCUGCAUCCAGCAAAGGCGGCAGCAGCGGCGGUAACGGGCAGCUGCGCGGUGGGCGGACGAGCAUGGAUGCCAAGAAUGCAGAGGUGCUGGCAGCCAUCAGGCAGGCCAAGGACAUGCUGGGGCAGGGGCCCAUGCUGGCUGGCGUCCAAGCCAGCUCCAUCAACUCAGGCUUGCAGAAGGCGUCAAAGCAGCUGAGCGGGGUGAGCAAGGGGAUUGGGGCGCUGACGAGUGACCUGGCGCAUGGCGGCCUGGUCAGGCGCUUGAACGGCAACGGCCCCUCGCGCGACAGCGCCCGCCGCACCCCCUACAGCCCCUGGCUUGCCCAGCCCUUCCUCAAGGUGAAUGCGGCAGUGGGGUGCCUGGCACGCAUGCCGCUGCCGCACGGGGGCCUGCGGCCCACCCAGGCCACUCCCAGCACCCCGUCCCGCCCCAGGAGCGGCCGCGGCAACGCCCAACGCCAGAAGAACGCCAUGCCUGCAAGCGGCGGCAGGGGUCGGCUGGGGCCGGUGUCGGCGGGGCGCGGCCGAGCAGAGCGGCUGCGCAGCUUCGGCCGCGAGACGUGGGCGCCGUACCUGGCCGACACGCUGCUGCGCGUGUUUGCGUCCGCCAGCGUCUCCGGCCAGCUCGGCCGCUUCACGCGCCCCUUCCUCGACUACACCGCCGGAUCGGUGCGGGUGGACUUGGGCCUGACCUCACCGCAGGCGCAGUGGCUCAGCCGCGGCGGCAGCAGCAUGAGCGCUCAGGGCUCUGAAGCCGGCAGCGCAGACCCGGCAGGCCUCGGCCUCCUGGACAGCCCCUUCAAGCACAGGGCGUUUGCGCUGGAGGGGAGGGGUAUUUGGCAUGCGCUGUCGGUGUCGGCGGCGCAGCAGGUGUACGGCCCCGUGCGCGCGCGAGCCGACCUGCGAUUCGCGCUCGAGUCGCCGCCGGCCGCGCCGUCUGAGGACCCCGGCCGCGCCACCCUGGAGGGCGCCUGGAAGGCCAUCUGCACGCUGCGUGCCACGAAGCUGGAGUCUGUGUUUGGGCUGGACUGCGUGGUGCCCGGCAGCCAGGGGGCAGCACGCAUCGCUGCCUGGUGGUCGCCCUUGCGCAGGGAAGCCAUGAUGGAACUGCGCCUGUUUUAG
This is a messenger RNA of Coccomyxa subellipsoidea C-169, 5031 nucleotides long. RefSeq lists its product as hypothetical. The record is from RefSeq and is a predicted model, not a curated record. The transcript has 28 exons. Gene Ontology annotation, molecular function: phosphatidic acid binding. NCBI's taxonomy places the organism in Eukaryota, Viridiplantae, Chlorophyta, Trebouxiophyceae, Coccomyxaceae. The coding region runs from base 1 to 5031 and encodes 1676 amino acids. Gene Ontology annotation, biological process: acylglycerol transport; ER to chloroplast lipid transport.